This is a messenger RNA of Actinia tenebrosa (Australian red waratah sea anemone), 478 nucleotides long. RefSeq lists its product as uncharacterized. NCBI's taxonomy places the organism in Eukaryota, Metazoa, Cnidaria, Anthozoa, Actiniaria, Actiniidae. Gene Ontology annotation, molecular function: protein binding. The record is from RefSeq and is a predicted model, not a curated record.
UCUAUCAGGAACAUUGUUUCAUAACAACACCAAACUGGGCUACCUAUCAUUUGAGAAUAAUCUCUUGGAGGGAUUGCCUGCAAAUCUUUUACAGCAAUUGAAAAAUCUGAAAAUCCUUGGGUUUGCUAGAAACAAAUUACGAAGUCUGCCUGAUGGGAUCUUUAAAAAUACCAGGAACCUUGAAACCCUUUUUUUAGGUAUGAAUAAUUUGUCAAGUGUUGAUAUCAAAAAUCUUGGACAAGUGAGAUACCUAAUGCUUCAUCAGAACAGUAUCACAUCCAAGUYGCUGAGUCGUGCAGUCUUGUACGCACUACCAAGACUAAAUGCUCUCUGGGCAUCAUACAACAACAUCGAAAACAUCCAAGAUUACUCUUUCAUGAGAUGUGGCUACUUAUAUCAUCUCCUGCUGAAUAACAAUCGACUGAAGCGCAUUACGAGUGGAACGUUUAAUGGGGCAUUCGGUUUACAAAUACUGUAA